GCAAGUCAUAUAGACAAAUUGCCAAUCUUGUUGGUUGUGAUCCCAAUACUGUUGGGAAUGUGUUAAAACGACUUGACAACCCAUCUCAAACAUUACCAGAUCGUCGAGGAAGGCCACCAAUCUUAGAUGAAUCAGCACACAAUCGCUAA
Molecule: messenger RNA, 149 nt
Organism: Racocetra persica
Lineage: Eukaryota; Fungi; Glomeromycota; Glomeromycetes; Diversisporales; Gigasporaceae
Source: the annotation of a GenBank genome assembly